Dovyalis caffra is the source of this 963-nucleotide messenger RNA. The record is from the annotation of a GenBank genome assembly. Lineage: Eukaryota; Viridiplantae; Streptophyta; Magnoliopsida; Malpighiales; Salicaceae.
AUGCCUUGGCCACAUGAUGCUCAUGUGCCUGUCUUUUCUUCACGAUACAGAUGCAUGUCUUACAUGCAUAAAAACAAGGUCACAGGGAAAGACAAUCAUUUCCAAUCAAAGAAAAUGGAAGGUCAUGCUGGUGGCACCUUGGCAUUGGCUAUGACAAAUGAGCCAUGGAAUUUACUUCACCUUUCAAUUAAAGGAAGAGUGGAGAAGUGGGCGAAAGAUUUGGUGCUCAAGAAUAAGCAUAAUCUUAAGCAACUAAUUGUGCUUAUGUGGGAUCAGAAGCAGAAAAAUUCCCUUCAGUCCUCCUCUUCAGAGUACUUACUGCAUAAGUUGAGUGAGGUUAAGUGUGCUUCUGAACUGUUGUUGGACUGGGCCAUAAUAGCUAUGGUUACUACUCUACAUCAUCGUGCACACCGGUUACUCCUGGAUACAGAAUCAAGCACACCACCGGCAGCAAAUGGAAGCAGGACGCGCAACACUUACACCAGUGAGGCAAAUUUUGAUACCAACAUGGUGAUCAUCUUGGCGGCUUUGCUUUGUGCAUUAAUUUGUGCACUUGGACUAAAUUCUAUAGUCCGAUGCGCCUUGCGUUGUAGCCGGAGGUUUGCUUUUGAGACUCCCGAUCAGACUGCCGCGCGUCUUGCAGCAACAGGCCUCAAAAAGAGCGCAUUGCGACAAAUCCCGGUGAUCAUAUACGGGGCGGCAGGGAUACAUAUUAUUGCAACAGACUGUGCAAUUUGCCUUGGUGAGUUCAUGGAUGGUGAGAAAGUACGAGUUUUGCCGAAGUGUAACCAUGGUUUUCAUGUUAGGUGUAUAGACACUUGGUUGGCAUCACACUCCUCCUGUCCAACUUGCCGGCAGUCGCUACUAGAGCAACCACCAAGUUGUGACGCCGCAGAAACUGAGGUUGGGAUUAGACAUUCUGGAAAUGAUGUGCCUGUUGCUGGAGAUCACGAAGCAGGUUGA